GUUUGGUAGAGAAGAAGUAUAUAAAGUGUACACAAGUGUAUAAAAGCGUUGUGAAUGUAUAUUGAAUUAUCCUUUAUUAUUUUUUAAACGAUAAAACAGAUAUAUUUAAAAUUGUGUGAAAUAGUUUAAGAAUCUUUCUUUUAAAUUUCUUUCUCAGAGAAAUCAAAAUGCCAGAGGGAACAAUGGACGGUGGACGCAUAAUGAAGAUGGAAGUGGAUUAUAGUACUAAUUGUGAUACUAAGAUCCCAGAAUGUAAAAAGUUAGCUAGAGAAGGAAAGCUACAUGAUGCCUUAGAUCAAUUGUUAGCAUUAGAAAAACUUACCAGAACUGGAGCUGAUAUGGCAUCAACGUCUAGAGUGCUUGUUGCUAUAUGUGAAAUUUGUUUGGAAGCAAAAAAUUGGGCUGCGCUCAACGAGCACAUAGUUCUUUUAUCGAAGAGGCGUUCUCAAUUAAAACAAGCUGUUACAAAAAUGGUUCAAGAAUGUUGUAGUUACGUAGAUAAAACUCCGGAUAAGGAAACUAUGGUUAAACUAAUUGAAACUUUGCGUUCAGUAACAGAAGGAAAAAUUUAUGUGGAAGUAGAAAGAGCAAGACUCACGCAUCGAUUAGCUAAAAUAAAAGAAGAAGAUGGUGACAUAAAUGGAGCUGCUGCUGUAAUGCUUGAAUUACAGGUGGAAACGUAUGGCAGUAUGUCGCGUCGUGAGAAGGCCUCUCUUAUUUUAGAACAAAUGCGUUUGUGUUUAGCAAAGAAAGACUUCAUGCGAACGCAAAUAAUUGCUAAAAAAAUUAAUGUCAAAUUCUUCAGCGAUGAAAAUGACGAAGAGACACAGACAUUGAAGUUAAAAUAUUACGAUUUAAUGAUGGAAUUAUCUCGACACGAGGGUUGGCAUUUAGAAUUAUGUCGUCAUAAUCGAGCUGUACUCGAAACACCAGCCGUUAGAGAGGAUCCAGAAAAAAGACAUACUGCAUUAUCACGUGCAGUGCUUUACUUAAUACUUGCUCCGCAUGAACCAGAACAAGCAGACUUGACUCAUAGACUGCUAGCUGACAAAAUGCUAGAUGAAAUACCUAUAUACAAAGAACUUUUACGCCUCUUUGUAAAUCCAGAAUUAAUAAAAUGGUCUGGCCUUUGUGAGAUUUAUGAGAGAGAACUCAGAGCAACAGAAGUAUUUUCUGCAUUAACAGAAGAAGGUCGUAAACGUUGGGCUGAUCUACGUAAUCGAGUUGUUGAGCAUAAUAUUAGAAUCAUGGCAAAAUAUUACACAAAGAUUACAUUGACUCGUAUGGCAGAGUUAUUGGAUCUUCCUGUUGAGGAAACUGAGGCAUGCUUAUGCAAUUUAGUGGAAACUGGUGUAAUUAAUGCACGUACUGAUCGUCCUGCUGGUGUAGUACGUUUCACAGGAAGUCAGGAACCAGCAGCUUUAUUAGAUACGUGGGCUGCUUCUCUAUCAAAAUUAAUGAGUCUUGUAAAUCACACAACCCACCUGAUCCAUCAGGAGGAAAUGCUUGCUGUUGCACAAUCAUAAAACAUUGAUUGAUAUAUUUGAAUCUUACGAAUGUGUAUCGUUCGAUGUAUUUAUUGUGCCACAGAUAAAAUUUUAUACACUA
Messenger RNA from Vespula pensylvanica (western yellowjacket), 1608 nucleotides. It is a transcript of the gene Rpn5, whose product is annotated as 26S proteasome non-ATPase regulatory subunit 12. NCBI's taxonomy places the organism in Eukaryota, Metazoa, Arthropoda, Insecta, Hymenoptera, Vespidae. The record is from RefSeq and is a predicted model, not a curated record. Bases 168 to 1526 code for a protein of 452 amino acids. The transcript has 8 exons. Gene Ontology annotation, cellular component: proteasome regulatory particle, lid subcomplex; cytoplasm; nuclear proteasome complex.